Messenger RNA from Pristis pectinata (smalltooth sawfish), 2950 nucleotides. RefSeq names its product eukaryotic translation initiation factor 2B, subunit 3 gamma (gene eif2b3). Gene Ontology annotation, biological process: biosynthetic process; cytoplasmic translational initiation. The record is from RefSeq and is a predicted model, not a curated record. Gene Ontology annotation, molecular function: translation initiation factor activity; guanyl-nucleotide exchange factor activity. The coding region runs from base 345 to 1697 and encodes 450 amino acids. Gene Ontology annotation, cellular component: eukaryotic translation initiation factor 2B complex; guanyl-nucleotide exchange factor complex. The transcript is spliced from 12 exons. Lineage: Eukaryota; Metazoa; Chordata; Chondrichthyes; Rhinopristiformes; Pristidae.
GCUUUGGCCAUGACAUUUAUUUUGUGUUGUCAUGCGCAGUGCUUUUGGGUUAUGAAGGCGAACACAGCGUGGGGACUCCAGCAGUCCUGACCAGUUGUAGCAGUGCAAUUGCGGACCCGGAACGGUUGCUCGGGGGGGCGCAACGGACGCUAUUCACCCGAACACCAAGCGCACAUGUUGUGUCCGCGCUUCUUUAUCUCCCCGUCAUAUAGAGAAACUGCUCAGUCUGCUCUCUGUGUUGUGUUUUACCCCUCCAUCCACCCAGACUUUUCUUUAACAACAUUGGUGGAGGCUGCUGUGUUCCGCUGGCAGAGUCUUAGAAAUCGCGAUAAGAAAACCAUAAGAUGGAGUUUCAGGCUGUGUUGAUGGCAGCUGCUGGGGGCUCCCGCAUGAUGGAUCUAACCUCCAGUAUCUCAAAACCCCUUCUACCAGUUGGAAACAAACCACUGAUAUGGUAUCCUCUAAACCUUUUGGAAAGACUUGGGUUUGAAGAAGUAAUUGUGGUUACAACAAAAGAGGUCCAAAAACAGCAACAAUUGGACACAAAGAUGAAAUUGGAUAUGGUGUAUCUUCCUGAGGACACUGACAUGGGAACUGCAGACUCCUUACGACAGAUACAUGGAAAAAUAAAGACAGAUAUGUUGGUGGUCAGUUGUGACCUCAUUACUGAUGCAGCUCUGCAUGAGGUGAUUGACCUGUUCCGUGCACAUGACGCCACAAUAUCAAUGCUGAUGUGCAAGAUGCAUGACUGUACUGAACCUGUGCCAGGCCAGAAAGGAAAAAAUAAAGCAGCAGAACAAAGGGACUUUGUCGGAGUUGAUGACACAUUCAAACGUCUGCUUUUCAUGGCUAAUGAAGCUGAUUUGGAAGACGAACUUGUCAUUAGGAAGUCCUUGAUGCAGAAAUAUCCUAGGAUGCACAUAAAAACAGCACUUGUGGAUGCCCAUCUGUAUUGCAUGAAAAAAUGGAUUCUGGAUUUCCUUGUGGAAAACAAAUCUUUCACGUCAAUCCGAGGCGAAUUGAUUCCAUAUCUAGUCCGAAAGCAGUUCACUUCGUCUAAUUCUGCUCAACUUUCUAAAGAUGAUGUAAAUGAAGAUCAGAAGAAAACCCCAAAACCUAUAGACAUAUUCAGUUAUGCAAAAGAGGAUGAUCUUCUGAAUUUAGCCAGAGAAAAAUCAGCUUGGAAUGAUCAUCAUGGAGAUAUGAGUGAUCCAUAUCAUGGAGCCAAACUUCGCUGUUAUGUACAUAUUAUGGAAGAAGGGAUGUGUUACCGUGUAAACACUCUACCUUCAUAUAUUGAAGCCAACCGACAGGCUCCUAAAUUCUUAUCUGCUUUAUCCCAAGAAGAAUCACUAAUCCACCCUUGGGCACAAGUUACUGAUACGUAUAUGGUUGGGGCUGACUGUAUGAUUGGCAGUUUGACUGAAGUAGCAGAGAAGUCUUCUAUCAAGCGGUCAAUCAUUGGGGUCUCAUGCACAAUCAAAGAAAAAGUUAAAAUUGCCAAUUCAGUGAUCAUGGAUAAUGUAACAAUUGAAGAGGGGUGCUGCAUACAAGGCAGUGUUAUUUGCAGUAGAGCAGUCAUUGAAAAAGGGGCUGACCUCAAGGAUUGUCUGUUGGGAAGCGGACAGCGUGUUGAUGCUAAGUCAAAACAUGUGAAUGCAGUAAUUGUGGGCAAUGAUCGCUUGAUGGAGAUAUGAUAAUAUUGCUGAUAUUCUGGAACCGCCGUACUUACUGUUCAUGUGGACAUCAGAUAUGGACUGUUGAGAGAGAAGUUAAACGCUAUAUAGGAAUGAGCAGUGGGUUUGAAUUGGCUCUGCUCCUUCGAGGGCUAAUUUUUAUUGUUCCAAAUACUAUUUUAUAUUUCUAGAAAAUCCCACUAUUGAAAUAACUCUAAAUGAUCAGAGUUUAAAAAAAUUGAAACUUCUCUAUACUUAUAUUUUUGAUAAGAUGGUUAGUAUGCAGGGGGUUCUCAUACUUGAGUUUUGAUUAUGUCCUGUUUUUGAUUUGUACUUUUCUGAUGAGUAUACAUUAUAUGAUGAUAUUGGUUUUGAAGAAACAUCAUGAGAAAUGAAGUCUGUAGUCAUAUUUAGUGUAAUUUGGUGGAGACUGAUGGGGCUGAGGUUUACAUCUAACUGAAGAAGGCAUUGGACAGAAGCAAACCAUAUACUCAUAAAAAGAAAAUCAACUUUUGAAUUACCUCAUCCAUCAGGUGCCAACUUCAGAAUGCUAUUCAGUAUUGAUAAGAAAGGAUCGGUAAUCUAACUUCCUCUCAAUCAGAAAAUGCUGCCAUGAGAACCAAAAAAAAAGUUGGAGCUGAGUUUCCUAAAAUCAUUAGGAAGCAAAGUAAGAGAGACUUUUUAGACUGCUAACCUGAAUGAAAUGUCCAAAUUUGGGGUCAUUUGAGCUUUAGACACCUCCACAAACUGUGCUGCACUCUACUGACCAGGGAGGGUUAUACUUAUAUGGCAGUGGCACAGGGACUCUUUCUCUUCCCAAGUUAUACCUCUCUACCACUGUAUGUUUUCCAAUUGCUUAACCCCACCCAAGAGUCAGUGGGCCUUGUCUAUUGAGUGAAAAUAAGCUUUGAACAUUAAAACAAUGCCACCAUAUGAACUUGGACAGACCAACACAGAGACUUAACUGUUAAGUCUGUCAGUUGUUUUAACAUUCAGGUGUGAAAGUGAGUGAUGCUUCAGUGAUGGAUCUUCUAUAUUUGGUGUAUAUUUAUUCAUGUUAUAAUUUGUUUAAUGUCACAGAGACAGCCAUAUGGAUUCAGAUGUAAUAUUUAUUUAAAUAGGCUAGUGUUGCAGUAAAUAGCUGCCUCUUAAAGAAGCCUACAAGAUCCCAACCUAUUGCUCAUUCCAAAAGCCGGCAAUGCAGGUCCUUCAACGAACCUAUCAGAUUCCUUCAACAUGUCUGUAUUUAACCCAAUAAAAGGGAGAUCUGUUAA